This is a messenger RNA of Rhizophagus irregularis DAOM 181602=DAOM 197198, 2244 nucleotides long. The record is from RefSeq and is a predicted model, not a curated record. Lineage: Eukaryota; Fungi; Glomeromycota; Glomeromycetes; Glomerales; Glomeraceae.
UUGCAGGUUUCUUUAGAGGCGGAUGGUCCCCGUAAGGCAAAAUCAUUUCAUAUUACUAUUCGUAAGAUUGAAGAAAUCAAUAUAGAAAGAUUGUUAAAUUAUCUUAAGGGCUCGGCUCAAUUAACUGGUGAAAUUCAAACAUGUGUUACAAUCUUGAACACUGUAUUGAAUUAUAAACCACGAAAUAAUUUUGCUGUUGUCAAGCGAGGAGUUUUUCCGGAGACCAAUGACAGACCAAAGUAUUUAUACGGAGGAAUUGAAUUAAAAACUGGAUUCUGUCAAUCAAUGAGACCUGCAAUUAAACUUGUAUUAGGAUAUAUGAUCGUAAAUGUUGAUACAUGUGCUGCUGUAUUUCAUCCUGAUGGAUCAUUAUUGGAUUACGUUGCAAAGAUUUUAGGUAAAAGAAAUGUUGAAGAAUUGCGACGUGGAAUCAGUGACAGCGAACGAAGAAAUCUUGAACGCAAUUUGAAGGGAUUAAUAAUCAAAGUUAUCCAUCGAGGAGAGAAACAAACAAAAUACAAAAUAGAACGUUUAACAAGUCAAGCUGCUGAUUUUACUACAUUUACGAAUAAAAAGGAAGGAGUAGAAAUGAGCGUAGCUGAUUAUUUCGCGCAAACGUAUAAUCAUUCUUUGGAAUUUAAAUCUCUUCCUUGCCUUGUGGUAAAGAAAAACUUGUUUAUUCCAAUGGAAGUCUGUGAUAUUCUUCCUGGUCAAAAGUACGAGAAAACAAUUGGAGAUAAGGCCAAAGCAGAUAUGAUCAAAUUUACGGCCUGUAAGCCUCAAGAACGAUUCGACAAAAUAGAAAAUUGCAUCCAAAAUAUUUUUAAGCACAACGAAGAUGAAAAUUUGCGUGAUUUUGAAAUUAAAAUUGAUCCUAAGAUGAUGACUGUCGAUGGAAGAGUUUUAAAAUCUCCAACAGUUAUGUUUAAUGCAAAUAGCAAACAACAAAAUAUAUUCCCUGUUCAAAACGGACGUUGGAAUCCCAAAGACCUUGUUCUACUCAGAACAAAGCCAUUGCAUAACUGGUCAGUUCUUGUUUUAGCUGACAGAAGAUCAUGUCCUAUGGAACAAGUGAAAAGGUGUAUGAUAGGACUAAAACAAAAAUUGAUUGAAUUCGGAAUGGAAGUGGGAAAUGAUCCUUACAUAAAUUACGAAAAUCCGCAGGGAAAUAUUGAAUCGUCAUUACAAAUUUCUGUUCAGAAGGCUCAUAAUAAUAAAUCAUUUCCGCCACAACUGUUAAUUGUCAUUAUUCCAAGAAAACCAUCUCCAUUAUAUGGCGAAGUUAAAAUGAUUGCUGAUACUAAAAUUGGAAUUGUUACCCAAUGCAUACUCGCUGAAAAAUUACGUAAUCCAAACAACAAAUCUUUAUGGGCUAAUAUUGGAUUAAAAAUAAAUGCCAAACUAGGCGGUCAUAAUUGUAAUCUUAUAAAAGAAGAACUUUCGACAAUUGGAAAAGUCCCUACGAUGAUUGUUGGAGCAGAUAUUUCUCAUCCUGGUGUAGGACAAAAAGAUCAACCUAGCAUUGCAGCAGUCUGCGCCUCCGUUGAACCAAAUGCAACUACUUAUUACGGUAGAAUUAGUGUCAAUAAGCAAAUCCGAAAUGAAACGAUCGAAUGUCUCGGAGAAAUGAUUUCUGAUUUACUGAAAGCAUUUUAUGAGAAAAAUAAAGUUCUUCCAAAACGAAUGAUUUUUUAUCGGGAUGGUGUGAGCGAGGGCCAAUUUCGUAGUGUAUUAAACAGAGAAGUAAUCGCAUUAAAAAACGCUUUUGAUAAAAUUUACCAAAAGGACCCACCAAAUUUGACCUUUAUUAUAGCACAAAAGAGGCAUCAUACUAGAUUUAUUCCAAUAAAUAGAAGAGAUGCGGAUAAAUUAGGAAAUUGUAUUCCCGGAACUGUUGUGGAUCAAUCAAUUGUUCAUUGUAAUGAAUUCGAUUUUUAUUUACAAUCUCAUUCUGGACUUCAAGGAACCACACGUCCGACUCAUUAUUAUGUUUUACAUGAUGAAAAUAAAUUUGGCGCUGAUGAAAUUCAGAAUUUAACCUACCGAUUAUGUUAUCUUUAUGCAAGAUGUUCUUCAGCAAUAUCCGUGGUACCUCCAAUUGCUUAUGCACAUCUAUUAGCAGCACGCGCUCGACUUUAUCCAACCAUAGAAGUACCGGGAGAACAAAAUUGUGAAGAAUCGGAAAGCAUUUCUUCAAUUCCUUUAGUUUCUAAGGAAUUAGCUAAAGUCAUGUAUUUUGUUUAA